UGUACAUACGUAUGUCAUUGUAGGAACGGUAGAGCCAGCAUUCUUGAACGAGCGAAAGUCAAGGUAGAUCGAGGCUUAUUGCCAUUGUUAGAUGGUGGCAGGUUUAGGCCAAGUAAAGGAAUACAGUGCGAUAAUAACGGUGUAUUCUUAGUCCGUGCAAGAAGUACUAACUAACUUGAACUAAGUGCAGUGCAGGCAUCAAACUAGCGUUAGCGACUGGAGACGCUAAAUUUGUCAUCUCAUCCAUCCAUUUUGCUGGCUAUAGUACUUGUCAAAAUAGUAGUUUUCUGUCUCAGUCCAUGAUCCAGCACCUCUGCGGAAAUGGCGUUGAACAAGCAUACUCAACUCACCCUGGUAGUGUUCGCCAGUCUCAUCACCUGUUUACCUGACGUAGUUCUAGCUGACAUGCUGGUUAUGGUGAAUAUCAACUAUGAACACGUUGCUGCCCACACAUCUGAAGAAUUUUUGUCACUGGCCAUUGAUGCAAGUGAAGUUGAUCGCAAUUUUUCUGGCCUUGACCUGGAGUCGGAGAGGAUGAUCAAUAUUGGCAAAGCACUAGCUCCAGCUGUGCUCCGGUUUGGUGGCACUGCAGAGGACUAUAUCACGUACAAUAUGUCGGACUAUUCGAUAAGACGGGGGUCGUAUCCGAAUCAUGGUGGGAAGCCGUUGGAUAAUCAGCACUCGUCUCUGGGACUGGAUAGAGGAUAUACGUCUGAGCAAACAACCAUGACAGCAGGACAGUGGGACUACCUUAACGAGUACAUGAAAUCAACCGGAUUAUCUCUAGUGUUUGGUUUAAAUGCACAGAAGCGCAACGAAAACGGUUCGUGGAACAUUGACAAUGCAAGAGAGUUGAUUGAGUACACGAAGAAGAAAGCAUACCAAGUCAACUAUGAACUGGGAAAUGAACCUGACCUGUAUUAUGAGCAUACUGGUGAACUUGUUGUCAGUGGGGGUCAGCUGGCGGAGGACUUUAGAGUACUUGCAAAUUACCUGAAAGACACCACCGAAUCGUACAUAUUGGGGGGACCUGACGUUGCAACGCUGGACCGUGGACAUUUCUUUCAGACGUUUUUGGACAAGACCGCAGAAAUUGGAGUCGGUCCGAACGUGAUAACCUGGCAUCAGUACUAUGGAAGUGGUCACACAUUCAAACUGGAAGAUUUCUAUAGUGCCGAUGUCUUGGACAAGCUGAUUAGAGAGCUUGGUACAGUGGAGGACAUGCUGGAGGAUGCAGGUCUGCAUCAUGCCGAGAUGUGGCUUGGAGAGACUUCCAGUUGCUAUGAUGGCGGGGCGCCGGGGAUAUCAGAUAGAUUUGUCGCCGGAUUUAUGUGGCUGGACAAGCUAGGACUCACAGCUCUCUACAACUAUACACGCAUCUGUCGGCAAACGCUCUGGGGAGGAUCGUACAGUCUGAUAAACUCCAGCAGCGGACUGCCUCUACCAGAUUUCUAUGCAUCACUUGCGUACAAGCAGCUCAUGGGUGACAGAGCACUGUCAAUCCAAGGUCAGCUGGAGCGGGGCAGGAAGGUGCGAGUGUACGCCCAUUGCACACGCAUCCUACCCGGAAGUGAAUACAAACCCGGCUCUGUAACAAUCAUGGCAAUGAACAUUGAUAGAGAUACCGAUGCACAGAUGAGGCUGGACAGUCGCUUUGAUCACACCGUAGUUGCGCAAUACCUUUUCCAGCCGGUGGAUUCUACGCCCACAAGCAAAUAUGUAAUGCUGAACCGUAAUGUGCUGGGACUGAUUGAAGGCAAAACAGUGCCUACACUGCGGCCCAAGCUGGUUGUCAUACCAACCAAUGGUACCAUCCAGGUCCCUGCCAUGUCCUACGCAUUCUUUGUACUGCCAACCGCCAACGCAACGGCUUGUAUGUCCGCACGGACGUCUGCCAGGGAUAUGGCAUACAAUUACUAUUCUCAACUCAUCUUGUUGCUGUUUGCUGUCAUCGCGAUAUACUUGCCUGGCCCGCACAGUGAUGUUCUAGCUGAUACUAAUAACGUUGUAAAUGUGAACAUCGACUAUGGGCGUGUGGCUGGCCGUACUUCUGAAGAAUUUUUAUCACUGACCAUUGGUGCGGGUGCAGUUGGUCGCAAUUUUUCUGGCCUUGACCUGGAGUCGGAGAGGAUGAUCAAUAUUGGCACAGCACUAGCUCCAGCCGUGCUCCGGUUUGGUGGCACUGCGGCGGACUAUAUCACGUACAAUAUGUCGGACUAUUCGAUAAGACAGGGGUCUUAUCCGAAUCAUGGUGGGAAACCGUUGGAUAAUCAGCACUCGUCUCUGGGACUGGAUAGAGGAUAUUCGUCUGAGCAAACAACCAUGACAGCAGGACAGUGGGACUACCUUAACGAGUACAUGAAAUCUACCGGAUUAUCUCUAGUGUUUGGUUUGAAUUCACAGAAGCGUAAAGAGGAUGGUUCGUGGAACAUUGACAAUGCAAGAGAGUUGAUUGACUAUACGAAGAAGAAAGCAUACAAAGUCAACUAUGAACUGGGGAAUGCACUUAGACGCAACAAUGGCCAGUAUGGCGGCAUGGAUGAACCUGACCUGUAUUAUGAGCAUACUGGUGAACUUGUAGUCAGUGGGGGUCAGCUGGCCGAGGACUUUAGAGUACUUGCAGAUUACCUGAAAGACACCACCGACUCAUACUCAUUAUGCGGACCUGACGUUGCAACCCUGGACCGUGGACAUUUCUUUCAGACGUUCCUGAACAAGACUGCAGAAAUUGGAGUUGGACCAAAUGUGAUAACCUGGCAUCAGUACUAUGGAAGUGGUCGGACAUUCAAACUGGAAGAUUUCUAUAGUGCCAAUGUCUUGGACAAGCUGAUUGCAAAGCUUGGUACAGUGAAAGACAUGCUGAAGGAUGCAGGUCUGCGUCAUGCCGAGGUAUGGCUGGGAGAGACUUCCAGUUGCUACGGCGGUGGUGCACCGGGGUUAUCAGAUAGCUUUGUUGCCGGGUUUAUGUGGCUGGACAAGCUAGGGCUCACAGCUCUGUACAACUAUACACACAUCUGUCGGCAAACGCUCUCCGGCGGAUCGUACGGUCUGAUCGAUUCAGCCAGCGGAUUACCUUUGCCCGAUUUCUAUGCAUCACUUGCGUACAAGCAGCUCAUGGGUGACAGAGCACUGUCAAUCCAAGGUCAGCUAGAGCGGGGCAGGAAGGUGCGAGUGUACGCCCAUUGCACACGCAUUCUACCCGGAAGUGAAUACAAACCCGGCUCUAUAACAAUCAUGGCAAUGAACAUUGAUAGAGAUACCGAUGCACAGAUGAGGCUGGACAGUCGCUUUGAUCACACCGUAGUUGCGCAAUACCUUUUCCAGCCGGUGGAUUCUACGCCCACAAGCAAAUAUGUAAUGCUGAACCGUAAUGUGCUGGGACUGAUUGAAGGCAAAACAGUGCCUAUACUGCGGCCCGAGCUGGUUGUCAUACCAACCAAUGGUACCAUCCAGGUCCCUGCCAUGUCCUACGCAUUCUUUGUACUGCCAACCGCCAAUGCAACGGCUUGCUUGUGAUUCCACACCUCUGAGCAGUGAGUUAUGAUGUCAUCAUCAUCAUGAGUAAAUACAUGACUCACACCAGCAUGCAUGUUAAGCUGCGAGUUAUGAUGUCAUUAUCAGUAUGAGUCGCGCCAGCAUGUAUGUGAUGUCAUAUCUCUGAAGUCUGAAGCAGUGAGUUGAAAUGUGAUCAUGAGCCACCAUCCAUGACUCGCGCGUCCACCAGCAUGCAUGCAACGUCAUACCACUGCAGCCUGCAGCAGUGAGGUAUGAUGUCAUUAUGAGCAUGACUCAUGCGGGCAUGCGUGUGACUUCAGAUAACUAGCAAUCAGCCACAGUACCGGCCUAUUGUGGUCUCUGAACCCAGUUGCAUUGACGCUUCUACUCCAAGACAGGUGUGGUUUCACGGCGAAAUGGCUUCUGAAAAAGUUGCAUUUACGGUCACCUGUGCUUGACAUCUCUCCUCCAUUGUAUACUCAAUCUUUGGACAACAACUAGCUGUUUCAAUCUUGACACGUCUCAUCAGCGGAGCGCAGAGUGAGUGCGACUGGCCGGACCGUGUCUAUUAUUGGUGUGGAUCCAGAUCACGAGAAGAGUCUGGAUCAAUAGUAGUUGACUCUUUUUGAACAUAAGUAUUUUUUAAAUAGUUGACCCAGUUUGAUUAAGAUUCCUAGAAACUGAAAAUGGGCAUAACAGACUCUAGACUCAUUUCCCUCAAGAUCUCCUACAUUUUGUACAUGUAUUUUGGCUUGAUGUUGUUUGCUCCUUCCAUAUUGAUCAAGGACUGCAUACAUAAAUGCAGCAUUGGACAAGA
Sycon ciliatum is the source of this 4312-nucleotide messenger RNA. RefSeq lists its product as uncharacterized. Gene Ontology annotation, molecular function: hydrolase activity, acting on glycosyl bonds. Bases 322 to 3516 code for a protein of 1064 amino acids. Gene Ontology annotation, cellular component: extracellular matrix; membrane. The transcript has 17 exons. The record is from RefSeq and is a predicted model, not a curated record. Lineage: Eukaryota; Metazoa; Porifera; Calcarea; Leucosolenida; Sycettidae.